Messenger RNA from Rhinopithecus roxellana (golden snub-nosed monkey), 4650 nucleotides. RefSeq names its product glutamate ionotropic receptor NMDA type subunit 1 (gene GRIN1). Gene Ontology annotation, cellular component: NMDA selective glutamate receptor complex; plasma membrane; neuron projection. The transcript has 19 exons. NCBI's taxonomy places the organism in Eukaryota, Metazoa, Chordata, Mammalia, Primates, Cercopithecidae. The coding region runs from base 424 to 3735 and encodes 1103 amino acids. The record is from RefSeq and is a predicted model, not a curated record. Gene Ontology annotation, biological process: regulation of membrane potential; chemical synaptic transmission; ionotropic glutamate receptor signaling pathway. Gene Ontology annotation, molecular function: NMDA glutamate receptor activity.
GGUAAGACUCUGAAAAAGGGGGCGCUGGGAGCGUAUUGCGAGGGCCUGGAGAUGGAGAGAGGAGCGGAAGCUGAGGGUGUGAAAUGGCUGGCGCCGAACACACCUCGCGGGGCUCCAGUGAUUCCUGGUGUCCGACCUCAGCCCCAGCCAGUGCGGGUCCAGUUUCCAGGCUCUCGCGGAAGGCCUGGCUGAACACAUGUGGCAGCCACGGUCACCCUCCCUAUUCCUUUUAGCCCGAGGAGGGGGGUCCCGAGUUACAUGGCCACGUAGACGGGGCCUCUCCCUCAUUUCUGAAUCUUGUGGGGGGGGGACCCCCAGAGGCAUGGUUUAGGGCCUCCCCCACCCCUCUAGAGCUCCAGUCUGCAAGAGUCAGGACCCGAAAUAUUGCUGACUGUGGGUGACGACUCGUGCGCGCACACACACAUGCGAGCAGGCACGAUACGUUCGGUCACAUUAAAAGGCACGCAAGGGUGGUGCGGGCUGCACGCGGUGACACGGACCCCCUCUAACGUUCCCAAACUGAGCUCCCUGCAGGUCCCCGACAGCAGAGGCCACUGUCCCAGGACCCCUCCAGGCACGCGCUCACACGCACACGCGCGCUUCCCGGCUCACGCGCGCUCCGACACACACGCUCACGCGAACGCAGGCGCACGCUCUGGCGCGGGAGGCGCCCCCUUCGCCUCCGUGUUGGGAAGCGGGGGCGGCGGGAGGGGCAGGAGACGUUGGCCCCGCUCGCGUUUCUGCAGCUGCUGCAGUCGCCGCAGCGUCCGGACCGGAACCAGCGCCGUCCGCAGAGCCGCCGCCGCCGGGCCCUUUCCAAGCCGGGCGCUCCGAGCUGCGCCCGGUCCGCUUCAGCACCGUGGACAGCACCGGUCGCGUGGGGCUGCGCCCGGAGCCCCUGCGCGCGCUCCCGCGCCCCUUCCCUCGGCCGACGUCCCGGGACCCCAGCUCCGGGGGAGACGUGGCGUCCGCAGCCCGCGGGGCCGGGCGAGCGCAGGACUGCCCGGAAGCCCCGCGGGGGAUGCGCCGAGGGCCCCGCGUUCGCGCAGCGCAGAGCCAGGCCCGCGCCCCGAGCCGAUGAGCACCAUGCGCCUGCUGACGCUCGCCCUGCUGUUCUCCUGCUCCGUCGCCCGUGCCGCGUGCGACCCCAAGAUCGUCAACAUUGGCGCGGUGCUGAGCACGCGGAAGCACGAGCAGAUGUUCCGCGAGGCCGUGAACCAGGCCAACAAGCGGCAUGGUUCCUGGAAGAUCCAGCUGAACGCCACCUCCGUCACGCACAAGCCCAACGCCAUCCAGAUGGCUCUGUCAGUGUGCGAGGACCUCAUCUCCAGCCAGGUCUACGCCAUCCUAGUUAGCCAUCCACCUACCCCCAACGACCACUUCACUCCCACCCCUGUCUCCUACACAGCCGGCUUCUACCGCAUCCCCGUGCUGGGGCUGACCACCCGCAUGUCCAUCUACUCCGACAAGAGCAUCCACCUGAGCUUCCUGCGCACCGUGCCGCCCUACUCCCACCAGUCGAGCGUGUGGUUCGAGAUGAUGCGUGUCUACAGCUGGAACCACAUCAUCCUGCUGGUCAGCGACGACCACGAGGGCCGGGCGGCUCAGAAGCGCCUGGAGACGCUGCUGGAGGAGCGUGAGUCCAAGGCAGAGAAGGUGCUGCAGUUUGACCCAGGGACCAAGAACGUGACGGCCCUGCUGAUGGAGGCAAAAGAGCUGGAGGCCCGAGUCAUCAUCCUUUCUGCCAGCGAGGACGACGCUGCCACUGUGUACCGUGCAGCCGCGAUGCUGAACAUGACGGGCUCCGGGUACGUGUGGCUGGUCGGGGAGCGCGAGAUCUCGGGGAACGCCCUGCGCUACGCCCCGGACGGCAUCCUCGGGCUGCAGCUCAUCAAUGGCAAGAACGAGUCGGCCCACAUCAGCGACGCCGUGGGCGUGGUGGCCCAGGCCGUGCACGAGCUCCUCGAGAAGGAGAACAUCACCGACCCGCCGCGGGGCUGCGUGGGCAACACCAACAUCUGGAAGACCGGGCCGCUCUUCAAGAGAGUGCUGAUGUCCUCCAAGUAUGCGGACGGGGUGACUGGUCGUGUGGAGUUCAAUGAGGAUGGGGACCGGAAGUUCGCCAACUACAGCAUCAUGAACCUGCAGAACCGCAAGCUGGUGCAAGUGGGCAUCUACAACGGCACCCACGUCAUCCCUAAUGACAGGAAGAUCAUCUGGCCAGGCGGAGAGACAGAGAAGCCUCGAGGGUACCAGAUGUCCACCAGACUGAAGAUUGUGACGAUCCACCAGGAGCCUUUCGUGUACGUCAAGCCUACGCUGAGUGAUGGGACAUGCAAGGAGGAGUUCACAGUCAACGGCGACCCAGUCAAGAAGGUGAUCUGCACCGGGCCCAACGACACGUCUCCGGGCAGCCCCCGCCACACGGUGCCUCAGUGUUGCUACGGCUUUUGCAUCGACCUGCUCAUCAAGCUGGCACGGACCAUGAACUUCACCUAUGAGGUGCACCUGGUGGCAGAUGGCAAGUUCGGCACACAGGAGCGGGUGAACAACAGCAACAAGAAGGAGUGGAAUGGGAUGAUGGGGGAGCUGCUCAGCGGGCAGGCAGACAUGAUCGUGGCGCCGCUAACCAUCAACAACGAGCGCGCGCAGUACAUCGAGUUUUCCAAGCCCUUCAAGUACCAGGGCCUGACUAUUCUGGUCAAGAAGGAAAUCCCCCGGAGCACGCUGGACUCGUUCAUGCAGCCGUUCCAGAGCACACUGUGGCUGCUGGUGGGGCUGUCGGUGCACGUGGUGGCCGUGAUGCUGUACCUGCUGGACCGCUUCAGCCCCUUCGGCCGGUUCAAGGUGAACAGCGAGGAGGAGGAGGAGGACGCACUGACCCUGUCCUCCGCCAUGUGGUUCUCCUGGGGCGUCCUGCUCAACUCUGGCAUCGGGGAAGGCGCCCCCAGAAGCUUCUCGGCGCGUAUCCUGGGCAUGGUAUGGGCCGGCUUUGCCAUGAUUAUCGUGGCCUCCUACACCGCCAACCUGGCGGCCUUCCUGGUGCUGGACCGGCCGGAGGAGCGCAUCACUGGCAUCAACGACCCUCGGCUGAGGAACCCCUCGGACAAGUUUAUCUACGCCACGGUGAAGCAGAGCUCGGUGGACAUCUACUUCCGGCGCCAGGUGGAGCUGAGCACCAUGUACCGGCAUAUGGAGAAGCACAACUACGAGAGUGCAGCGGAGGCCAUCCAGGCCGUGAGAGACAACAAGCUGCAUGCCUUCAUCUGGGACUCGGCGGUGCUGGAGUUCGAGGCCUCGCAGAAGUGCGACCUGGUGACGACUGGAGAGCUGUUCUUCCGCUCGGGCUUCGGCAUAGGCAUGCGCAAAGACAGCCCCUGGAAGCAGAACGUCUCCCUGUCCAUCCUCAAGUCCCAUGAGAAUGGCUUCAUGGAAGACCUGGACAAGACAUGGGUUCGGUAUCAGGAAUGUGACUCGCGCAGCAACGCCCCUGCGACCCUUACUUUUGAGAACAUGGCAGGGGUCUUCAUGCUGGUAGCGGGGGGCAUCGUUGCCGGGAUCUUCCUGAUUUUCAUUGAGAUUGCCUACAAGCGGCACAAGGAUGCUCGCCGGAAGCAGAUGCAGCUGGCCUUUGCAGCAGUGAACGUGUGGAGGAAGAACCUGCAGCAGUACCAUCCCACUGAUAUCACGGGCCCGCUCAACCUCUCAGAUCCCUCGGUCAGCACCGUGGUGUGAGGCCCCCGGAGGCGCCCACCUGCCCAGUUAGCCCGGCCAAGGACACUGAUGGGUCCUGCUGCUCGGGAAGGCCUGAGGGAAGCCCACCCGCCCCAGAGACUGCCCACCCUGGGCCUCCCGUCCGUCCGCCCGCCCGCCCCGCUGCCUGGCGGGCAGCCCCUGCUGGACCAAGGUGCGGACCGGAGCGGCUGAGGACGGGGCAGAGCUGAGUCGGCUGGGCAGGGCCGCAGGGCGCUCCGGCAGAGGCAGGGCCCUGGGGUCUCUGGAGCAGUGGGGAGCGGGGGCUAACUGGCCUCAGGCGGAGGGGCUUGGAGCAGAGACGGCAGCCCCAUCCUUCCCGCGCCACAGUGGGGCCCAUGGCCCCAGCUGGCUGGGUCGCCCUUCCUCGGGCGCCUGCGCUCCUCUGCAGCCUGAGCUCCACCCUCCCCUCUUCUUGCGGCACCGCCCACCACACCCCGUCUGCCCCUUGACCCCACACGCCGGGGCUGGCCCUGCCCUCCCCCAUGGCCGUCCCUGACUUCCCAGCUGGCAGCGCCUCUCAGAGGCUCUCGGGCUCCCGCCGCCUCGGGCCGCCUCCUCCAGACUCGAGAGGGCUGAGCCCCUCCUCUCCUCGUCCGGCCUGCAGCCCAGAACGGGCCUUCCCGGACGCUGGCUCGGGACUGUCUUCAACCCCGCCCUGCACCUUGGGCAAGGGAGAGUGCCACCCGCCCGCCCCCGCCCUCGCUCCGGGUGCGUGACCGGCCCGCCACCUUGUACAGGACCAGCACUCCCAGGGCCCGAGCGCGUGCCUUCCCCGUGCGGCCCGUGCGCAGCCGCGCUCUGCCCCUCCGCCCCCAGGGUGCAGGCGCACAUCGCCCACCCCCCACCUCCCGGUGUAUGCAGUGGUGAUGCCUAAAGGAAUGUCACGCAGUUUUC